This is a messenger RNA of Kluyveromyces marxianus DMKU3-1042, 648 nucleotides long. It is a transcript of the gene RPB5, whose product is annotated as DNA-directed RNA polymerase core subunit RPB5. Gene Ontology annotation, biological process: DNA-templated transcription. Gene Ontology annotation, molecular function: DNA-directed RNA polymerase activity; DNA binding. The record is from RefSeq and is a predicted model, not a curated record. Gene Ontology annotation, cellular component: RNA polymerase III complex; RNA polymerase I complex; RNA polymerase II, core complex. Lineage: Eukaryota; Fungi; Ascomycota; Saccharomycetes; Saccharomycetales; Saccharomycetaceae. The coding region runs from base 1 to 648 and encodes 215 amino acids. The transcript has a single exon.
AUGGAUCAAGAACAAGAAAGAGGUAUUUCCAGACUAUGGAGAGCCUUUAGAACGGUAAAGGAGAUGGUCAGAGACCGUGGAUAUUUUAUUACGCAAGAAGAAAUUGACUUAAGUUUGGAAGACUUCAAGGUAAAGUACUGUGAUUCAAUGGGUAAGCCUCAACGUAAAAUGAUGUCUUUCCAAUCUAACCCAACCGAGGAAUCGAUAGAGAAAUUCCCAGAAAUGGGGUCUUUGUGGGUUGAAUUUUGUGAUGAGGCAUCUGUUGGUGUGAAGACAAUGAAGAAUUUUGUGGUUCAUAUUACGGAGAAGAACUUCCAAACGGGUAUUUUCAUUUACCAAAGUGGUAUCACACCAAGUGCCAACAAGAUCCUACCAACUGCUGCGCCAGCUGUUAUAGAGACUUUCCCCGAGGCCUCUUUGGUUGUUAACAUUACACAUCACGAACUAGUUCCAAAGCAUAUAAGAUUAAGUGACGCCGAGAAGAAGGAGUUGUUAAAAAGAUACAGAUUGAAGGAAUCUCAAUUACCUAGAAUCCAAAGAAUGGACCCAGUAGCACUAUACCUUGGUUUAAAGAGAGGUGAAGUUAUAAAAAUUAUCAGAAAGUCUGAAACUUCGGGGCGUUAUGCCAGUUACAGAAUCUGUUUGUGA